Spirodela intermedia is the source of this 258-nucleotide messenger RNA. The record is from the annotation of a GenBank genome assembly. NCBI's taxonomy places the organism in Eukaryota, Viridiplantae, Streptophyta, Magnoliopsida, Alismatales, Araceae.
AUGGAAGCCAACGUUGGGGUCUUCUCCGAGGGGCUGGCGGCGAUCCCCAAGCUGCCGCCGGCGGAUACCAAGAACAGCCAGAGCGUCGCCGCCGCAGGAGCCGCUGUCGAUUUGAAGCCCAAGAAGAGGAUCUGCUGCGCCUGCCCGGACACCAAGAAGCUGCGGGAUGAGUGCAUCGUGGAGCACGGCGAGGCCGCCUGCGCCAAGUGGAUCGAAGCCCAUCGCAUGUGCCUCCGGGCCGAGGGAUUCAACGUCUGA